This is a messenger RNA of Crotalus tigris (Tiger rattlesnake), 3803 nucleotides long. It is a transcript of the gene KCNH4, whose product is annotated as potassium voltage-gated channel subfamily H member 4. The coding region runs from base 336 to 2957 and encodes 873 amino acids. NCBI's taxonomy places the organism in Eukaryota, Metazoa, Chordata, Lepidosauria, Squamata, Viperidae. The record is from RefSeq and is a predicted model, not a curated record. Gene Ontology annotation, cellular component: membrane. Gene Ontology annotation, molecular function: voltage-gated potassium channel activity. The transcript is spliced from 15 exons. Gene Ontology annotation, biological process: regulation of membrane potential; potassium ion transmembrane transport.
GGGAACCCGCGCGAGCUACAGCAGGCGCUGAGAUCUGGGCGGGAUCCCUCUGGAUCCCUCCCCAGUCCCGCCGUCCGCGCCAGUCCGCUAAUUGCACGGCUGGGAUUAGCAGGGAGGGAAAUGACAGCCGGGAGGGAGGGAGGCGGUGAGCUCCCAGGCAGCUGUUUCGCCUCGCAGUUCCCCUCGCGCCAACCCCAGUCAGGACAUAGCGAGUCCACACACACACCCCGCCGCCCCAUCUUGCGCCCUUUCAGUCCGGCUGCGCUUGGGAUCUCGCCGCUGGCCAGCGGACCCCGCAGGGGCAGGAAGGCGCCGAUGGUGGUGCCACCGCCGCGAUGCCGGUGAUGAAAGGCUUGCUAGCCCCACAGAAUACCUUCCUGGACAACAUCGCCAACAGGUUCGACGGGACACAUAGCAACUUCCUUCUGGCCAAUGCUCAAGUACAUCGUGGCUUCCCCAUUGUCUAUUGCUCAGAUGGAUUCUGUGACCUCACUGGUUUUGCCCGAACAGAAGUCAUGCAGAAAAACUGCAGCUGCCGUUUCUUAUGUGGCAGUGAGACCAGUGAGGCUGUUCUGCAACGCAUUGAGAAAGUAUUGGAAGGAAAGCAGGAAUACCAGACCGAAGUCUGCUUCUACAAGAAGGGCGGAACAGCCUUUUGGUGCCUGCUGGACAUUGUCCCUAUCAAGAAUGAGAAAAGCGAGGUGGUCCUUUUCCUCUUCUCCUUCAAAGAUAUUACCAAGAGUCAUGGAAAGAACCAUCUCAAUGAAAAAAAGGAAGAAAAGUAUCACUGCAAGAAGGCAAGGAGCUCCCACUUGUGGGUGGCCAGGAAACAAGGGCGGAAUGCUUUGCACCAUCUCACCAGGCAGUUCAACAAGAAGGAAGGGACAGAGAUGAAGAUAAACAGUGAUGUCUUUGAAAACAAACCCUCAGUGCCAGAGUACAAAGUGGCCUAUGUACAGAAGUCCCGCUUCAUCCUUCUUCACUAUAGCAUCUUCAAAGCCCUGUGGGACUGGCUCAUCCUCCUGGCUACUUUCUAUGUGGCAGUAACUGUUCCCUACAAUGUCUGCUUCACUGACGCUGAGGACAGCUUAACAGCUGCCCGCAGCACCAUCGUCAGUGACAUUGUAGUGGAGAUGCUUUUCAUUGUUGAUAUUAUUUUGAAUUUUCGGACCACAUAUGUUAGUGAAUCAGGCCAGGUGGUUUAUAAUAAGCGUUCAAUUUGCCUCCACUAUGUGGCGACAUGGUUCUUCGUGGACUUAAUCGCAGCCUUGCCCUUUGACCUCCUCUAUGCCUUCAAUGUUCCAGUGACAUACCUGGUACACCUGUUAAAGACUGUUCGUCUCCUGCGCUUGCUCCGCUUGCUCCAGAAACUCGACCGCUAUUCCCAGUACAGUGCCAUGGUCCUAACCUUACUCAUGUCAAUGUUUGCCCUGCUAGCUCACUGGAUGGCUUGCAUCUGGUAUGUCAUCGGCCGGCAGGAGAGCAACGACCCUGUGACCUGGGACAUUGGCUGGCUCCAUGAAUUGGGCAAACGAAUUGAGGCCCCCUAUGUCAACAUCUCUGUGGGUGGACCAUCCAUCCGCAGUGCUUACAUUGCCUCCCUGUACUUCACCCUCAGCAGCCUGACCAGUGUAGGCUUUGGCAAUGUCUGCGCCAACACAGAUGCUGAGAAAAUCUUUUCUAUCUGCACCAUGCUUAUUGGUGCUCUGAUGCAUGCCGUGGUCUUUGGCAAUGUGACAGCCAUCAUACAACGCAUGUACUCACGGCGCUCCCUGUAUCAUACCCGCAUGAAGGAUCUCAAGGAUUUCAUCCGUGUCCACCGCCUGCCCCAGCAGCUCAAGCAGCGUAUGCUGGAAUACUUUCAGACCACAUGGUCUGUCAACAAUGGCAUUGAUGCAAAUGAGCUCCUGCAUGAUUUCCCAGAUGAAUUACGAGCUGAUAUUACUAUGCACUUGAACAAGGACAUUCUGCAGUUGCCGUUGUUUGAGAGUGCCAGCCGUGGCUGCCUACGGGCUUUAUCCCUGCACAUCAAGACCUCAUUCUGCGCACCCGGCGAGUAUUUAUUACGUCAGGGAGAUGCCCUGCAAGCAAAUUAUUUUGUGUGCUCAGGAUCCUUUGAAGUCCUCAAGGACAACAUUGUGCUGGCCAUUUUGGGUAAAGGAGAUCUCAUUGGUGCUGACCUGCCCAGUAAAGACCAAGUCAUCAAGACCAAUGCAGACGUCAAGGCACUGACCUACUGUGACCUGCAAUACAUCAGCCUACGUGGACUUUUUGAGGUUCUGGAGUUGUACCCUGAAUAUUCUGCCAAGUUCAUGGCAGAUAUCCAGCAGGACCUCACUUUCAACUUACGUGAGGGUAGUGAGAUUGAGGGGCUUCUCCGAUUUUCCAGAUCCCCACGUUUAUCCCAGCCUCAUCUUCAAAGUUGUGCUACUGCCGCUGAGAAGACCCUACCUUCCAUCCAGGAGUACAGUGAGGACUCUGAGGACUUCUUUCAGCCUUCACCUGCCACAAUCACACGUCGAAAAAUCAUGUUGCCCAACCUCAAUAGCCCAGUAAGGCGGGGUUCACUCAGCAGUCUUCUGGGAGAUGAUUUGCGUCAGUUCUCUGCCCUGAGGAGAACUUGUCGGUCUCCAGUCCGCUGCAACCGGGUCCACAGUCCUUCUCCACAAUGCCGUCAGGAGGAGCGACAUUUUGACAGUGACGGUCUCAUUGGCCAGAAGCCUAGCAAACUUCUCAUUCCCUCUCUCGCACACUGCGGACCUCCAGACCUCAGCCCCAGAAUUGUUGAUGGCAUUGAAGAUGACAGUGGAACAUCAGAGACACAAACAUUUAGUUUUAAUGUGGAACAAGCCCAGCAGACUUUGGUGCAGGAUCCUAUGAUAACAGCAUUUUCUAUGGGGAAUAGACUGUUCCUAAGAAGACAUAACACAGCUUACACUAUUGAUUCAGUGUCCUGAUGCAGUUCCUCAAAAAUGUCUCUGAACACCAUUAUAAGUUGCUUGUCUUUUUAUGUCUCCAAUAUCUAAAAGUUUUUCUUUCCUAUAAAAAUGCAUUUAUUCUUUAAAAGUAAUUUCAAAGUCUUAAUAUUCAAAACCCAAUAUUCCAUUGUUUCUGAGAUUUUCAUUGUUCAAAAGUUUCUGUAACCAAAAUCUUGUCCUGCUUUUUGCUGUUUAUUUUAAAUUUUUAAAGAUUACAAAGAUAUAUCUCAUACAUUAAUUAGAGAUUGAAGGCACUCACCUGGUGUUUCCAAACUUGUCAUUUUGAAAGUUCAUAACUUCUUUAAAGCAAUUAACAGGCAAUUUCCAAAAAUGAUUAUCAAGAGAACUGCGAAAACAGAGUCCUUUAAAAGGCUACAUUCGAGGCUGGAGUAAAUAUGGCAAAUUCUCUCUCCUCCUGGUUAUCCCAUGCUUUGCAAGUGUCCUCAAAACAAACAACUGUAUGCAACAUAGCUUGGGUGAUCCAUGGAUCUCUCUUCAUCCAGAGAAAGUUGAAGCAAUGAUCUACUCAUCAGCUCCCUGUUCUUAGUUGCUAAUGUUGGCUCCAUUAUUUACAGAGCCAUUUUCUGCAUGCCUUUCUUCCCUGGAUUGAACUAGUCAUUCUAUAUAGUUGUAUUUUAAUACUUUACUUGUAAAGGUUCAGUGUAAUGUUGGGAUACCAUUUUGCAAAAAUGUUGCAUAUUGCAUCUCAAAAUGGGCAAUAUUACACAUGAACCUACAUGCAAAGAACAGGAUAUUACUAUAAUGAAGAAAUGUUGUACAGUAUAUAUUUUAGACAAGUUCAAAUUAAAAAAAUAUAAACUGAGA